This is a messenger RNA of Gastrolobium bilobum, 5425 nucleotides long. RefSeq names its product UDP-glucose:glycoprotein glucosyltransferase. NCBI's taxonomy places the organism in Eukaryota, Viridiplantae, Streptophyta, Magnoliopsida, Fabales, Fabaceae. The transcript has 37 exons. The record is from RefSeq and is a predicted model, not a curated record. Gene Ontology annotation, cellular component: endoplasmic reticulum. Gene Ontology annotation, molecular function: UDP-glucose:glycoprotein glucosyltransferase activity. The coding region runs from base 48 to 4937 and encodes 1629 amino acids.
GCCGCCGCCGCCACCGCCUCGGGUGCUUGAGUUUCAUUUUGUCGGAAAUGGAGUGUUGUCGUAGAUCUGGAACAUAUUGGGUUCUGAUUGUGGUUGUGUCUUGUUUGGGGAUUGCUUCAACUUCAACUUUCGCUGACACUCCAAAGCCUAAGAAUGUCCAAACUGCCCUUCGUGCUAAGUGGUCUGGUACUCCUUUGCUUUUAGAAGCUGGUGAAUUAUUAUCUAAAGAACAGCAACACCUUUUCUGGGACUUCAUUGACAUUUGGCUUAAUGCUGACGAGGAUGUUACUACUUCUCAUUCUCAUGCAGCUAAAGAUUGUGUUAAGAGAAUUUUAGAAUACGGACGCACUUUGUUAAGAGAACCAUUAGCGUCGUUGUUUGAGUUCUCUCUUAUUCUGAGAUCAGCAUCCCCUAGGUUGGUGCUUUAUCGCCAAUUAGGCCAUGACUCUCUUUCAUCUUUUCCUAACUAUGAGGAAAAUGUGGAAACUGAAAACGACACUGAAAUUACAAAGUUAGAUCCCCUGCGUGUUGGUGUUAACCUUAAAAGUCCUGAUGGAAAAUGUUGUUGGGUGGAUACUGGUGAACACUUGUUUUUUGAGGUUUCUGAGCUACUGUUGUGGCUUCAAAACCCUGCUCAACCGCUGGGCGAUUCAUUUCAGAUACCUGAAGUGUUUGAUUUUGAUCAUGUUCAUUUUGAUUCAAGCUCUGGAAGUCCUGUCGCUAUCCUUUAUGGCGCUCUGGGGACCGUAUGCUUUAAGGAGUUUCACACUGCUCUUGUUGGAGCUGCUAAACAGGGAAAAGUUAAGUAUGUAGUAAGACCCGUGUUGCCAGCUGGAUGUGAAGCAAAUUUCGGCCACUGUGGCUCUGUUGGUGCAAGCGAGUCAGUAAACUUGGGUGGUUAUGGUGUGGAACUUGCUUUAAAGAAUAUGGAAUAUAAGGCCAUGGAUGACAGUACAAUUAAAAAAGGAGUAACUUUAGAGGAUCCCCGCACUGAAGAUCUUAGCCAAGAAGUCAGAGGAUUCAUAUUCUCUAAAAUUCUGGAGCGUAAACCAGAGUUAACAUCUGAGAUCAUGGGUUUCAGGGAUUAUCUAUUAUCAUCAACCGUAUCAGAUACGCUUGAUGUUUGGGAAUUGAAGGAUCUAGGGCAUCAAACUGUACAGAGAAUAGUCCAUGCCUCUGAUCCUCUGCAAUCAAUGCAGGACAUCAAUCAAAAUUUCCCUAGCAUAGUCUCUUCUUUGUCUCGCAUGAAGCUUGAUGAUUCUGUUCGAGAUGAAAUAAUGGCAAACCAGCGGAUGAUCCCACCUGGCAAGUCUUUAAUGGCUCUGAAUGGUGCUUUACUCAAUGUGGAAGAUAUUGACCUUUAUCUGUUGAUUGACUUGGUUCAUCAGGAUUUGUUACUGGCUGAUCAGUUCUCAAAGUUGAAGAUUCCUCGUAGCACUGUGCGAAAACUGCUGUCAACUUUACCUCCUUCGGAGUCCAGUAUGUUUCGUGUUGAUUUUCGUUCUAAUCAUGUACAUUAUCUCAACAACUUGGAAGAAGAUGCUAAGUACAAAUGGUGGAGGAGCAAUCUUAAUGAGAUCAUGAUGCCAGUCUUCCCUGGGCAGCUACGUCAAAUACGUAAAAAUCUUUUCCAUGCCAUUUUUGUUCUUGACCCAGCUACCACUUGUGGUCUUGAGUCCAUUGAUAUGAUCAUAUCAUUGUAUGAGAACAAUUUUCCUCUGAGACUCGGGAUUGUACUGUAUUCUUCAAAGUACAUUACGCAGUUAGAGGGUCAUUCUGCCAAAGAUGAUGGAGAUAAAUUUGAGGAGGAUAUAUCUAAUAUGAUUAUACGUCUCUUCAGCUAUAUCAAGGAGAACUAUGGUGUCCAAAUGGCUUUCGAGUUUUUGAGCAAUGUUAACAAAUUACGCAUUGAAUCAGACAAUCAUGUAGAUGAUGCUCUUCUUGAACUGCACCAUGUUGAAGGGGCAUUUGUGGAAACAAUAUUGCCAAAGGUAAAAUCCCCACCUCAAGAGAUAUUACUAAAGCUGGAGAAGGAGCCAAAUUUGAAGGAAUUGUCACAAGAAAGCUCCAUGCUUGUAUUUAAACUUGGUUUGUCUAAGCUUCAAUGCUCUCUAUUGAUGAAUGGGCUUGUUGUUGAUCCGACUGAGGAGGCUCUGCUAAAUGCCUUGAAUGAUGAGACUCAACGAAUACAGGAGCAAGUGUAUUUUGGACAAAUAAAAUCUAACACUGAUGUAUUAGACAAGUUCCUAUCAGAAGCUGGUAUUCAACGCUAUAAUCCUCGGAUUAUUUCUGAUAACAAACCGAGGUUCAUAUCUCUGUCUAUGGUUGCUUCUGGAGAGGCAUCUAUACUGAAUGACAUUGACUACUUGCAUUCUCCUGGAACCAUGGAUGAUUUGAAGCCUGUGACACAUCUUCUUGCUGUUGAUAUCACUUCAGAAAGUGGGAUGAAAUUACUUCGCCAAGGCUUAAAUUAUCUGAUAGAAGGGGCCAAAGAUGCUCGCGUGGGUCUUCUGUUUAGUGCCAAUCAGAGUACAGAUUCAUUUAGCCUUCUUUUCGUGAAGGUUUUUGAAAUCACUACAUCCUCAUAUAGCCAUAAGAGGAACGUAUUACACUUUUUGGAUCAGCUGUGCUCACUUUAUUAUCAGAAAUACAUCCCUACAUCAGCUGUGGAAGUUGAUAGCACCCAAAUAUUUAUUGAUAAGGUCUGCGAGCUUGCUGAGGCUAAUGGGUUACCAUCUGAGGGCUAUAGAUCUGCCCUCCCAGAAUUUUCUGCUGAUGAAGUGAUAAGGAAUUUGAGUAAGGUGGGAAAAUUUUUGUAUAGGGUAAUUGGGUCUGAAUCUGGUGUUAAUGCUGUCUUCACUAAUGGAAGGGUAACUUAUCCUAUUGAUGAAAGCGCAUUUUUGAGUGCUGAUCUGCAACUUCUUGAAUCAAUAGAGUUUAAGCAGAGGACAAAGCAUAUCGUGGAAAUCAUUGAAGAAGUGGAAUGGCAGGAUGUUGACCCUGACAUGCUGACAAGCAAAUUCAUUAGCGAUAUUGUCAUGGCCUUAUCAUCUUCAAUGGCUAUGAGGGAGCGGAGUUCUGAAAGUGCUCGUUUUGAGAUUUUGAGUGAUCAACACAGUGCCAUUAUUCUACCUAAUGAAAAUUCUAGCAUUCAUAUUGAUGCGGUUCUUGAUCCUUUAAGUCCAACCAGCCAGAAGUUGUCUGGAAUUCUUCGAGUUUUGUGGAAAUAUAUUCAGCCCAGCAUGAGGAUUGUACUGAAUCCAUUGAGUUCCCUUGCUGAUCUUCCUCUGAAGAACUACUACAGAUACGUAGUACCGUCAAUGGAUGAUUUUAGUAACAUUGACUCUUCAAUAAAUGGCCCAAAAGCAUUUUUUGCUAACAUGCCAUUGUCUAAGACUCUCACCAUGAAUCUUGAUGUUCCUGAACCUUGGCUUAUUGAGCCCGUUAUCGCUGUUCAUGACCUGGAUAACAUUUUGCUUGAGAACCUUGGUGAUACAAGAACAUUACAAGCAGUUUUUGAACUUGAAGCUCUUGUCCUCACUGGUCAUUGCUCUGAGAAAGAUCACGAUCCUCCUCGAGGUCUUCAGCUUAUUCUUGGAACCAAAAUUACACCCCACUUAGUUGAUACCCUUGUGAUGGCCAAUCUUGGCUAUUGGCAAAUGAAAGUCUCUCCUGGGGUUUGGUUCUUGCAGCUUGCUCCUGGUAGAAGUUCUGAGCUCUAUAUUUUAAAAGAUGAUAAUGGAAGUCAGAAUAAACAAUCUUCAAAACUCAUUACUAUUAAUGAUUUACGGGGUAAAGUAGUUCAUAUGGAAGUAAUAAAAAGAAAGGGCAAGGAACAAGAGAAAUUGCUGAUUCCUGAUGAUGAUGAAGAUGCGCAAGAUAAGAAGAAAGUGAGUGGAAGUAGCUGGAAUUCCAACCUACUAAAAUGGGCUUCUGGUUUCAUUAGUAGCAAUGAAAUAUCUAAAAAUGCUGAAAGCAAUUCACCAGAGAAAGGAAGGGGUGGACGGCAUGGAAAAACUAUUAAUAUCUUUUCAAUUGCUUCUGGGCACCUAUAUGAACGCUUUCUGAAGAUUAUGAUUCUGAGUGUUCUAAAGAAUACACAUCGUCCAGUUAAAUUCUGGUUCAUAAAGAACUACCUCUCCCCUCCUUUUAAGGAUCUGAUUCCCCGCAUGGCCCAAGAGUAUGGUUUUGAAUAUGAACUGAUCACAUACAAAUGGCCUACAUGGUUGCAUAAGCAGAAAGAAAAGCAGCGAAUAAUUUGGGCAUAUAAAAUCUUAUUCCUAGAUGUCAUCUUUCCCCUUUCCUUGGAGAAGGUUAUUUUUGUGGAUGCUGAUCAAAUUGUCAGGACUGACAUGGGAGAACUCUAUGACAUGGAUUUAAAAGGAAAACCUCUGGCAUAUACUCCUUUUUGUGAUAAUAAUAGGGAGAUGGAUGGAUAUCGGUUUUGGAGACAAGGUUUCUGGAAGGAUCAUUUGAGGGGAAAACCAUACCAUAUUAGUGCUUUAUAUGUUGUUGAUCUGAAGAAGUUCAGAGAGACUGCAGCUGGAGAUAAUCUCAGAGUUUUCUAUGAAACUCUUAGCAAGGAUCCAAAUAGUCUAUCCAACUUGGAUCAGGAUCUUCCUAAUUAUGCUCAGCAUACUGUGCCCAUUUUUUCUUUGCCCCAAGAAUGGCUGUGGUGUGAGUCAUGGUGUGGUAAUGCUACAAAAUCCAAGGCAAAAACAAUUGAUCUAUGCAACAAUCCCAUGACAAAAGAACCCAAACUUCAGGGUGCUAGACGAAUAGUAUCUGAGUGGCCGGACCUUGAUUUGGAGGCGAGAAGAUUCACUGCACGAAUCUUAGGCGAUGAUCAAGAAUCUCUGCAAUCUCCUAUCCAAUCAAAGGAUCUGAGUAAUGAAGAUUCAUUGAAAGAGGAUUUGGAAUCCAAGGCCGAGUUGUGAACUUAAUGGACAGGAAAGCUUUGUGCAAUUCAAAGUUUUUGAAAAAAUCUCUGAUCCUUGAUGCAGUUUGACACAUUAUAGCAUCAUGAUAUCUUUCUUACCAAGGAGUGCCUGGCUGAUAUAUUGGCAUGCAACCAAAUUGUGAAAUGCAAUGAAGAUUGCCUUCUCUGUUGGCCAGUUCCGGGGUAGAGUAAUGUUUUGUGAAUUUUAAUCUUGACCUCUUGAAUGCAAUCAUUGUAGACAUAGUUAGCUAUUCAGGCCAUUUAAUCUCACUGAUUUUGUAUACCGGCAUUGCUUCCACUCCCCUUUUGUUCUUUUCAAGAAUAAAUCUUCUGAAUAUAAUAGGGAAGAUUGCUGGAAUUUAGCAAUGCUAAAUAUAAGACAGUGAUAAUGUAACUUUAUUUCUAAUUAUUUGCUGGUUAUUCAUCUCUCUUUUGCAAUGGAUGCAUGCUACCAUAAUACCACAUUUAUUAAUUGAGAUUAGUGGG